This is a messenger RNA of Trichomonas vaginalis G3, 780 nucleotides long. RefSeq lists its product as uncharacterized. The record is from RefSeq and is a predicted model, not a curated record. The coding region runs from base 1 to 780 and encodes 259 amino acids. The transcript has a single exon. Lineage: Eukaryota; Parabasalia; Trichomonadida; Trichomonadidae.
AUGCUAGGCGGCUAUUGGCAUCAUUCUACAUUCUGGGAAGAAAACAACAAACUUUAUGACGACAUUGCCAACGAGUGCUCUUAUGAUAUUAACGAAGCAAUAGAUUAUUCAGGUCCCGUAGCUAAUAUUGGAUACUUGUUGUAUCUUAUUGGUUUUACUGUAUCAGGCAAAGAUUUUGCCUGGUUCUAUGGUCAUUCUCAAAGUUUCUAUGAAGGAAUGAUCCUCUAUGUUGAUUUGAGCAAGUUUUCAAAAGAAGAAAAGGAAGAAUUCAUAAAAGAUUUUGCUAACAUUGAAGACGAAUCUAAAAAAUCUAUGGAUGAAUUCUUUGCAAACUACAAAAAACACUUACAUAAUAUCAUUUUCAAAAGUGUUCUAUUUUUCUGUUAUAAAGAAUGUAUAAAUCAAAGUAUUAUCGCUCUCACUAAUUGUAUUGCCGAUGUUAUGCCGUGUCUUCAAUCAGAGAUUAAGUUCAUAAAAAACAAAUAUCUAAAUAAAGUUCAUCCAGAAUUCAUAGAUUCAGAUUUAUACGAUGCUAUAUUUGAGGAUCCUGAUUAUUACUUCGAAGAAAUUGAACGCAUCCCACCUUACUUUUAUGGCAAAAUGAAAGGUUAUAACCUUAUAGCAAAUCAACAAAUAUCUCUUGCAUCGAUAAAAUCUGAAACAUCUACAAAUCAAAAGGUAUCGCGAUCUUCCGAAGAUAGUACAGAACUUAUUGAAAAUUGUAAAACAAAUGAUGACUUUUGCACGAAACGCGAAUCUUAUGAGAUUCAAUCACCAUAA